UACCAGUUAGUACUGCAUUAACUCCUGAUAUAGACGAGAUGAUAGCAGACCCUGCGGUUUUCUUCCCAGCAACAUGGAGAACGCGUCGGAUAGUAGUUGCACCGGUUCGAAAUGCAUUGACGCCAUUAACGUGCGUGGCGAUAGGGGCGAUAACGGGCGCACUGGUACCACGCGAGCCGGCGAUGAUCCCAGUUAAUAGGACCAUAGCAUUCAUUCACUCUCCUUCGGCGUGGUUGAUGGCGAAGGAAGAGAGCUUGGCAAGGGUCGUAAGCCGUAAGCCACAGAGCAUAUAGUUAUAGUAUUGACCGACAGCACAUAGGGUUACGUAGGAUCCACCACCAAGGCCUGGCUACCAGCCGACCAGCCCGACUCGCGUGUCCCAAUAGCACCUCUAAGCGACCUACCACACGAGGUGCUGAUGAUUAUUUUUCAAGCUCUACCUCCUCGGCAAUUGUAUCUACCUGUUGUGUUUCUAAACACUUCUAUG
Molecule: messenger RNA, 487 nt
Organism: Aspergillus versicolor CBS 583.65
Lineage: Eukaryota; Fungi; Ascomycota; Eurotiomycetes; Eurotiales; Aspergillaceae
Exons: 1
Coding region: 39-293 (84 amino acids)
Source: RefSeq, a predicted model, not a curated record